Molecule: messenger RNA, 4036 nt
Organism: Leptopilina heterotoma
Lineage: Eukaryota; Metazoa; Arthropoda; Insecta; Hymenoptera; Figitidae
Product: transcription factor Sp2-like
Exons: 11
Coding region: 747-3290 (847 amino acids)
Biological process (GO): regulation of transcription by RNA polymerase II
Molecular function (GO): DNA-binding transcription factor activity, RNA polymerase II-specific; RNA polymerase II cis-regulatory region sequence-specific DNA binding
Source: RefSeq, a predicted model, not a curated record
UCGGUUCUAACGCCAAACUCUGCGACACCGCACGCCCCACUUUCCAGUUUCCAGCGGGCACGUUUUUAACGAGAGACGCGACAAGUCGCGUGUACAUCGAAAAUUAUUACUGAACCGAAUCCCACAUCUUGUGCUUGUGAAACGCCCGUGAAAACGCGAAUCCGCCUUCGAAUUCAUUCCAAAAGGCUUGCUUCAAGAUGCAAGCGUCACUUACACAGCCCGAAUAGGCGCCAACUUCGAAUUAGCUUUAAGCCUCGCCCCCUUCAAUAGAAACAUGUUUUACAUCUAAAUUUCAUAUUUUCUGUGUAUGGUAUUUACAUACUCGAGAUAAAUUAAAAUCUAGUAUCGAUUCCAAGUGAAUUUAGAUAGAGUGCAUCUGUGAUUUGUUUAGAUUGAGCUCUUAGUGCGCUGGCGCCAGGAGGUGCCGAAUGACAAUCUACAGAUACUAAACUUGAAAUUUUGCUUGAACGCGCGGGAACGAUGUUAAAAUCUGGGUAUAUGUCUGCUUUAUGACCUGAAAUUAAACAUUUGGUUGGAAAAACUUUUGGAUUUCUUUGGAGCGAGUGCAUAUAGAAGACGUCUACAUAGCGACGUCACGCCAGGAUGGCAACAGCCAAACUGGAACCCAAGGUGGAAUUCUGACACUCAGAAAUUUGCUACAAGAUUUGCAUUUCUUAUUUUCUUGGCUUGAUAAACGAAAGUUAUAGAAGAACUUCCGUUGUUUCGGUUUUUCUGACAUUUCAAAAAUGAACGGCAGUCUUGAAGCCACUGUGAAAGUCGAUCAGGAUGAACUUGAUGAGCAACAACACGACCCUCUUCAAUUACAAACUCAACAACAAGAUGUGGCAGAACAACAUUUAGACCAAACUCAACAAACUGCUCAGCCACAAAUUCGUUUUUUAAGUGCAAAUGUUUUACAACAAUUGCAACAGCAACAACAACAACAGCAGCAGCAACAAGAUGUUCAGCAACAAGCACAGCAACAGCCACAAGUUAUCACACUGCAACAGUUGCAAAAUUUUGUGCCUUUACAAACUCAACAACAACAGCAUGAACAGCAGAGAGCCCAAACUAUUUCAGUUCAAGCCUUACCACAACAAUUUUUACAAGAUUUUAAAUUUUCUUUACAGAAUGCUCAGUUGGUUAGUAACCAAGCUCAAGCACUUCAGCAGCAACAGCAGGCACAGCAACAAGUUCAACAGCAAAAUCAACAGCAGCAACCACAGCAACAGCAGCAGCUGAGUUAUAGUGUAAUUCCUCAAAUGCAAACAGUGAAUAUCGAUGGACAGGAAGCCUUAUUUAUUCCUCAUUCGGCAAUGUCGGGUGUCAGUGCUCAUCACCAAACACAACCGACUAUGCAGUUCACGACUGCUGGUGGACAGCAAGUCCAGCUAGCGAAUCAACAAGUUCAGCUGGCAAACGGACAAACUAUCAUUACACCUCAACCAGUCAGUCUUCUGAGGGCACCAAAUGUGUUUCCUACGUCGAUCAUUCAGAAUAUUGGUGGUCAAACUGUUCAAUUACCUACAGAUCCCAAGGCUAGCUUGGAUGUUUUAGGACAAAGCGUUCAAGUGAGACCGCUUCAGUUCCCGAUGCAGCAACUCCAACAAACUGUGCCCGUGCAAGUACCAGUCACUGCCAGCAAUGGACAAACAGUUUACCAAACUGUACAUUUUCCAGUACAAGCUCUUUCUAGUGUUUUCAAUAUGCCAACAACGCAAAUGAUACCUCAAAUCACACAGCAACUUCCUCAGGUAGCACAAAUAAUAACACCCAAUGGUCAACUUCAACAGGUACAAAUAGCUAAUCUCUCGCAGCUGCAGAGUUUGCAGGGUCAGCAAGUGGCUCAACAAGUUGCUCAGCAAGUUGCCCAGCAAGCUCAACAGCAAGUUGUUCAGCAAGUUGCACAACAAAGUCAGCAACAAGUUGUUCAAACCGUACAACAGCAGCAGCAAGUUGCUCAAGCUCAAGCUCAAGCUCAGCAACAACAAGUUCAGCAAGUUGUUCAACAAGUUAUUCAACAGCAGCAGCAACAAGUUCAGCAGCAAGUUCAACAAGCUCAGCAAGCUUCAGUUUCUACUCCGGCCUCAACUGUCUCCACGUGGACUACAAGUGUCAGUGCCCCAAAUAAUGUUCAGGUUGUUGGGCUUGGUCAACUAGGUAGAUCAGUUGGUAAUAGUACAAAUGUACUAACAACAAAAGAUGGACAAAAAAUAGAGGUACAAACUCUUUCUACAAUAACGAGAGCGCCUGAAUCUGCGGAUGGCGACAUUAAACUUACAAAUAUAGAUGCUAAUCAAUUAGCAAACGGUCAAGUUAUACAUAUUCCUGCCACACAAACAAAUCAACCUACAAUGCAGCCAAUCACAUUGACAGGAGCACAAGGUCAACAACUGACUUUAAUUCCCGCUUCUGCAUUGACGAGCUUGGCUCAACAAGGAAGCAUGAUGAGAGGUGUGAACGUCGGCGGUGGUGUGAUGCAAAUUCAACCAACUGCGGGCAUAAAUACAAGUGGCUUUUUACAAUCAAUUCCUGUACAGAAUAUUCCCGGAUUAGGAAAUGUUCAAGUAAUACCAGCGAGUGCCCUUCAACCAACAACAGUUCAAACUUUACCCACUGUCUCCGCAUCUCCCAUUGUCGCAACACAUUUAGAUUCAACCGAUCCAACGAAAUGGCAAAUUCUCCAAACGAUACAAUCAAACGGAACAAUCUCCACGCCGGCGACUGCGUCCCAUCAGCAUCAAGUAAACAAUACCACGAAUGUUAGUGGGGAAACAGACACUAGUAAACAACACCGAAGAAGAGUAGCAUGCACAUGUCCAAAUUGUGGUGAUGGAGAUAGAAAUAGAGACAUGACCCGAAAACGUCAACAUGUGUGCCAUAUAGCUGGAUGUAAUAAAGUUUACGGAAAAACAAGUCAUUUGCGAGCGCAUUUAAGAUGGCACACUGGUGAAAGGCCUUUUGUUUGCAGUUGGAUAUUUUGCGGGAAAAAAUUCACGAGGUCUGAUGAAUUGCAGCGUCAUCGCAGAACGCACACUGGAGAGAAAAGAUUCCAGUGUCCGGAGUGUACAAAGAAAUUCAUGCGUUCUGAUCAUCUCACGAAGCACAUUAAAACUCAUACAAAAAUUCGAAGCACUGAGGCCGCUACCUCAACUCAGGAAGGAUCUUCGGAUAGUCAAUCUUCAAAUGAAGAAAAAAUUAUGAUUUCUCUUCAUAAAGAGCCCGAACAUGGAGACAUAGUUAUUGCUGAGCCUAUAGAUACCUUAGAUACGCAGUCGACGAAUGAAUGAAAAAAAUAUUGGAAUUUUCAUUUUACAAAUUUAUCCUCCUUGCCCGUGGAGAAUAAUUUUCUAAUCGACUGAUAAUAGAAAAUAAGGCCAGACAUUUCAAUACACAAGGUGAUUAUGUUUCUUCACAAUAAAAUUAAAACAGUAUUUCAAAUUCAAUACUGUAUUGCCACUCGAGAUUUCUAUAUUUUGCAUGAAAAACUCGUAAUCACCUUGUAAAUGUACACACAUUAAUACAUAUGUAAUUUACAUAAGCUUGACAAUUUUUUACUUUUUUUCAACAAAAAUUGAUUUCGACCAUAUCUUUUUCAUAGAAAAAAAUCUAUAUAAUUUUACGUUAUGUAGUAAUUCGCUUAAAACAAUUUUUCGAAGCCAUGUCGUAAAUAUCAGUAGAAAAAUACGAUACUUGUAAGAUGUAUUUUGUAAAAAAAUUCUAUGCAAAGAACGUUUACAGGGAAUGUCUAUGCUAUUUGAUAUGUAGUAGGAAAAAAAAGAUAUAUUUUUGUAAUAACGGUGUGUAUAAAUUUGUAUAUAGUGUAAAUGAAUGUAAAGAAAUUUUACACUUUUCAAUGGUUUUCAACAGUGCGAUAAGUUUACAGUUUUUUCACCAGAAAAUAUUUACAUACUAAGUAGAUUCAGUGUAAUAAUUUUGACGCAGUGCUAUACGAUUAUAUUCCAACAAAUUAUGUAAUGAGAUACUUGUUAAAUGAAAUAAUAUAUUGUUAUAAAAUAAAAAUAUAUUAACUCAA